This is a messenger RNA of Perca flavescens (yellow perch), 2947 nucleotides long. It is a transcript of the gene vcam1b, whose product is annotated as vascular cell adhesion molecule 1b. Gene Ontology annotation, molecular function: axon guidance receptor activity. Gene Ontology annotation, cellular component: neuronal cell body; plasma membrane; axon. Lineage: Eukaryota; Metazoa; Chordata; Actinopteri; Perciformes; Percidae. Gene Ontology annotation, biological process: synapse organization; homophilic cell-cell adhesion. The coding region runs from base 167 to 2752 and encodes 861 amino acids. The transcript is spliced from 11 exons. The record is from RefSeq and is a predicted model, not a curated record.
GUUUCAGAUCUUAACACGAUUCACAGUGUUUUUGUGAGAAACAUCGACACAAAGGAGACGCUGCUCUGCUCUUCAUUCAUCCAUUCAUUUAUUCAUCCAUUCAUUUAUUCAUCCAUUCAUUUAUUCAUCUUUAUUCAUCGGUGGGUUUAAUCCUGUGAGCAGUGAGAUGUCUCUGCUGUCUGUCUACACAAUCUCUGUUCUCUCAGUGGUGUGGUGUGUUCAGGGUCUGCGUGUGGACCUGUCCCCGAGGCGGCCCGUGUUCCGGCUCGGUGAGCGCCACCAGCUGGUGUGUGAGGUCCGGGACUGUCCCACGGCGCCGAGCGUCUCGUGGUCGUUGCUAGGCGACCGGCCGCUGGCGGCCUCCGUCAGCACCAAUCAGACGCACUCGGCCGUGACCUUUGACCCCGUGGUCACGGAGCACGAAGGGCCGCUGCUCUGCCGGGUCAGCUGUGGCGGCGAGAACAGGCAGAUCAAGACCUCCGUGCACGUUUACUCCUUCCCAUCAGCCCCUGUGAUCCAGGGCGUGGACCCUCUCCGUGUGGGGGUGGAGUCCACCCUCACCUGUCAGGUGUGGGACGUGUACCCCCCCGACCAGCUGACUCUGCGCUGGCGCCGUGGCGACGCUGUGCUGCCGAGCAUCAUGGGAGAUCACCGGUCCAGCUCGGUCCGGCUCGACUACACCUUCACCCCCUCGCUACGGGACAGCGGAGGAAACAUCAGCUGCAGCGCUACGCUGGACCUGCAGGACCUGCCACCUGAGGACCGGACCAGGGAGACCACCGUCCCUCUAAACCUGCUCUAUGCUCCCGUCGUCACGGCGAUACCCGACUCUGUGUCGGUGAUGGCCGGCUCUCGGCUGGAGCUCGGCUGCUCCGCGGAGGGAAACCCCGAACCGGCCGGCCGUCAGCUGAUCCUCUCCGCGGUGAGUCUGGCGGAUGCCGGACGGUACGAAUGCCACGCCCAAAACACCGAGGGGAGCCAGACCUCUCACCUGGAGCUCACCGUACACGCUCCUCCCACCAACACCUCCCUGUCGGUGAGUCCAGGUGAUUGGCUGCUGGAGGGUCAGCAGGUGACGUUCAUCUGCCAAUCAGACGGAGCCCCGCCCCCCACGCUGGUGCUGAGGAGGAAGGGGGAGGAGCUACAGAGGACUGGCCCUGGAGCCCCGCCCCCCACGCUGGUGCUGAGGACGGAGGGGGAGGAGCCACAGAGGACUGGGACUGGAGCCCCGCCCCCCACGCUGGUGCUGAGGACGGAGGGGGAGGAGCUACAGAGGACUGGCCCUGGAGCCCCGCCCCCCUCGCUGGUGCUGAGGAGGGAGGGGGAGGAGCCACAUAGGGCUGGCCCCGCCUCCUCACAGCUCUCCUUCAGCCUAUCCUCCGCCCGGCUGGAAGACUCCGCCCACUACCAGUGUGAAGCCUCCAACCAGUACGGGUCCCAACUGGUGACCAGCACCGUCUCUGUCUCAGCUCACCCCCUGCAGGUGGAGGUAAGUCCUCUGGUCUCGGCAGCAGAGAGGGGUUCAGGUCUUGUUCUGACCUGCAAAGCCUCCGGAUGUCUCCACCCUCCCACCUUCACCUGGACCAGAACAGACCAGAACCAAAGCCAGAACCAGAACAUCCUGGGAACGCAGCAGGAAAGCUUGUCCCUGCUCCACCUGCAGGACCUGGACCUCCAGGAUCAGGGGGCGUACCGCUGUGAGGCCCAGUGUGGCUCCGUCAUCAGGACUGGAACCGUCCGGGUCCACGUUUACUCGUUCCCGUCUGACCCAGUUCUGGAGCAUCCCGGUCCCGUGCUGCUGGGUCGGGAGGCGGUCCUUCGCUGUGACAUCACCGACGUCUUCUCGGCCAAUCAGAUGCGGGUCCUGUGGCUGUCGGGGAACACGACGCUGCACUCCGAGUCCUUCGGGUUCUCCGGUUCCUUACGGAACGUCUCGGCAGUUCUGCAGCGCCGCGUCCAACAGGACCAAGUUCUGACCUGCCGGGCCGAGCUGCUGGCGCCGGGAGGACACCUGUGGAGGUCCAGAACCACCUCGGUCCUGCUGCAUGUCCACUCUCCUCCCACCAACACCUCCCUGUCGGUGAGUCCAGGUGAUUGGCUGCUGGAGGGUCAGCAGGUGACAUUCAUCUGCCAAUCAGAUGGAGCCCCGCCCCCCUUGCUGGUGCUGAGGAGGGAGGGGGAGGAGCUACAGAGGGCUGGCCCCGCCUCCUCCCAGCUCUCCUUCAGCCUAUCCUCCGCCCAGCUGGAAGACUCCGCCCACUACCAGUGUGAAGCCUCCAACCAGUACGGGUCCCAACUGGUGACCAGCACCGUCUCUGUCUCAGCUCCCCCGAGGAACACGUCGGUUCUCGUCCUGCCGUCUACGGUGGUCCAGGAGGGUCAAACCGUGAGCGUGCUCUGCCGGACCGUCUGCUUCCCGCCUCCUGCCGCCGUGCUGCUGAAGAAGCUGACCAAUGGGACGGAGCUUUACUCCGCCAACGGCAGCUUCCUAUUGGUUAACGUCACGGCCAGAGACUCGGGGCGCUACCAGGUCAACGUGAGCAACGAGUUAGGAUUCCAGGUCAAGGUGUUCAGCAUCAGGGUCACAGAGAGAAGCUCCAGUCCUCCUCCGAGUCUCGGCGCCAUCAUCAUCCCGACCGUGUGCGUCGCUGCUGGGCUCGCAGCUGCUGCUCUGCUGCUCGAAUACCUGCGGAGAUCCCGGAAGAAAGGCUUCUAUAAGCUGCACAAGGCGCCGCCACCGCCUUCAGCCUGAUGCCAACGCUGGACUACCAACAUGCUUACACUAGGCUACCAACUCCCAUAACUGGGCUACCAACAUUCUAACACCAGGCUACUACCAUCCCAACAUGUGGCUACAAUAUCCUAAAAUGUGGCUACAAUAUCCCAACGUGUGGCUACAAUAUCCCAACAUGAUGCUACAAUAUCCCAACAUGAUGCUAAAACAUCC